AUGGUCCAGAAUCUGAAGGCCCUACAGGCCGCAGAUCUCAAGACACUCGUUCAGAUCAUCAAAUCCAAGAUCAAGAGGGAGAAGAUUCAAGAUGACAAGACUAUGAUCAUGGAACGGACGAUUCAUAUUGUUGCCAAGCUCCCACACAACUCUCGCCUACGAGAGCAACUGACAAACACUUUCAUUGAGGAGCUCUGGGGGUCACUUGACCAUCCUCCGAUGCUUUACAUGGGCGACGAAUACAAAUACCGUCAGGCUGAUGGAUCUUACAAUAAUCCAAUGCUCCCCAGACUAGGAGCUGCCGGAGGACCAUAUGCCAGAUCUGUCAAGCCUCGUAUCGUCACCCUGGGCGCUAUGCCGGACCCGGGCUUGAUCUUCGAUGCCGUGAUGGGGCGCACGAGCUACAAGAAACACCCCAACAACGUUUCGAGUAUUCUUUGGUAUUGGGCAACCAUUAUUAUUCAUGACCUCUUCUGGACGGACUUCAAAGACAUGACGAAGUCCAAAACGUCUGCGUAUCUUGAUCUCUCGCCAUUGUAUGGAAGCAACCAGGAGAUGCAAAAUUCAAUCAGAACCUUCAAAGAUGGCAAGCUCAAGGCCGAUAGUUUCGCUGACAAGCGUCUGAUCGGAAUGCCACCCGGAGUCUGUGUCCUCUUGAUCAUGUUCAACCGAUUCCAUAACCAUGUGGCGGAGAAUUUGGCUGCUAUCAACGAGGGAGGAAGAUUCACACCGCCAAGCAAAGAUCUCAACGAGGAGAAGACAGCUGCGGCUCUGAAGAAGUACGACGAAGACUUGUUCCAGACUGCGAGACUUGUGACAUCUGGCCUCUAUAUCAACAUCACAUUGGUCGACUACGUACGAAACAUUGUCAAUCUCAACCGUACCAACACGACUUGGACACUCGACCCCCGACAGGAGGCUGGCAUCGAUGCCGGCACACCCGAUGGGGCGGAGGCAGGUACUGGAAACGUCAACUCCGCUGAGUUCAACCUUUGCUACCGAUGGCAUUCGUGUAUCUCAGACAAGGAUGACAAGUGGAUCCAGAAGUUCUACGGCAAGCUCCUAGGCAACAAGGGCCAGAUGUCCCCCCAGGAAAUGGCCUGCGUUUUUGGGCAGUUCGAGAAGUCUAUCCCAGAUGACCCUGGCAUGCGUACUUUUGCGGAGUACGAAAGGGACGAGGAUGGAAAGUUCGACGAUGACGACCUUGUAGACUGCAUCAGCUCUGCGAUUGAAGACUGUGCUGGAGCGUUUGGAGCUCGAAACGUCCCCCAGGUUAUGCGGCCUGUCGAGAUCAUGGGCAUCUUACAAGGACGCAAGUGGAAUGUCGCUGGUCUGAACGAGUUCCGCAAGCACUUUGGCCUCAAACCCCAUGAACGUUUUGAAGACAUCAACUCGGACCCCGCUGUCGCGGAUCAACUAAGGAACCUCUACCAACACCCAGACUACGUUGAACUGUACCCUGGCCUCGUGGCUGAGGAGGCAAAGACACCCCUGACACCUGGUGUUGGCAUUGCCCCCACAUACACCAUCUCUCGUGUCGUUCUCUCAGACGCUGUCUGUCUGGUUCGCGGCGACAGGUACUACACCACGGAUUACAACCCCCGACACCUGACUCAAUGGGGUUACAAGGAGGUCGAAUAUGACUUGAACGUCAACCAUGGGUGUGUUUUCUAUAAGCUGUUCCUCAAAGCUUUCCCCGACCAUUUCAAGGGCAAUUCUGUUUAUGCCCAUUAUCCCAUGGUCAUUCCGCCGGAAAACCACCAAAUUCUCACGGACCUGGGAAGAGUCAAUCAGUUUGAUUUUGAACGCCCCAAACCCAUUCCAACAAGAACCAACAUCACAUCCUUUGGGGGUGUCAAGUACGUCUUGGACAGCCAAAGUCGGUUCAAAGUGACGUGGGAUGAGGGGCUGUCCUUCUUGAUGGGCAAGGGCGGAAGCCGCUUCAUGCUUUCCGGAGACACUGACUUCCACACGGGCCAGAAGAAGUGCAUGAGUGCUCAACUCUACCAAGACGACUGGAGUUCUCAUGUCAAGAAGUUUUAUGCCGAGAUUACGGAACAACUACUUCGCGAGAAGUCAUACAAGCUUGCUGGUCAAACACACGUUGACAUCAUUCGGGACGUAGGCAACAUCGCUCACGUUCAUUUCGCCGCCAGAGUGUUCAAUCUCCCUCUGAAGACACACAAGAAUCCCAAAGGCGUCUUCACUGAACAGGAGAUGUACCAGAUCUUGGCAGUCAUCUUUGUCUGCAUCUUCUUUGACAUCGACCCAGCCAAGUCUUUUCCUCUUCGCCAAGCCGCGAAGGAGGCAGCGCAGUCGCUGGGCAAGCUUAUCGAGACGAACGUCAAGAUCACUACGAAGACUGGACUUCGUGGGAUCUUCACUGGCUCAGCAGACAAGCAAGACCCUCUCGCAUUGUACGGAACCAACAUGAUCAAAGGUCUCGAUAAGGCCGGUCUGAGCACUUACGAUAUCGCUUGGAGCCAGAUUCUGCCUACAUCGGGAGCGAUGGUGCCAAAUCAAGCUCAAGUUUUCGCUCAAGCGGUUGAUUACUAUCUCUCACCUCCAGGGUCGAAACACCUCGAUCAAAUCCAUGCCGUUGCAAAGGCACCCUCUACUAAGGAGUCUGAUGCUGUGUUGCUUGGCUACGCCAUGGAGGGCAUUCGACUUGCUGGCACGUUCGGUUCUUACCGUGAGGCGGUCCAAGACGAUGUCAUUGUGGAGGAUGGUGGUCGAGAAGUGCCUGUGAGAAGGGGAGAUAAGAUAUUUGUCAGUUUUGUGAGUAUUCGUACCGCCCAUCCCGACUUUUGUGACUUCUCCUGA
This is a messenger RNA of Colletotrichum fioriniae, 2823 nucleotides long. RefSeq lists its product as uncharacterized. The record is from RefSeq and is a predicted model, not a curated record. Gene Ontology annotation, molecular function: peroxidase activity; heme binding; iron ion binding. Gene Ontology annotation, biological process: response to oxidative stress. NCBI's taxonomy places the organism in Eukaryota, Fungi, Ascomycota, Sordariomycetes, Glomerellales, Glomerellaceae.